Messenger RNA from Hyla sarda, 1688 nucleotides. RefSeq lists its product as uncharacterized. Bases 75 to 1379 code for a protein of 434 amino acids. Lineage: Eukaryota; Metazoa; Chordata; Amphibia; Anura; Hylidae. The record is from RefSeq and is a predicted model, not a curated record. The transcript is spliced from 2 exons.
CCUCAGUGUCUAAAUCUAUACAAAAUGCAGUUUUUACUCUGCAAGAAUCUUUUGAAAAAUCACUAUCCAAUGUGAUGGCUCGCUCUGGCACUACUAUUACAGGGGUGUUACCUCCUAUAACCCCAUCGGAUCAAUAUUGGUCCCCUGCCGAAUCUGUGUCUCGUUUGGCAAAAGGUCUUAGAGGUCCUGGUAAAGCAAAAUCAAAAAAGCGCCAUAUCCUAGGCAAGGUGCCAUACACCUCCAAAAGUGUGAAAGACACAUCAGAAACUUACCAUGAGACCGAUAUCACCCAACAUAUGGGUUCUAAACCAGACCUACCUUCUAGUGGUUCUAAGAAACCUAUUUCCUCACCCUCUGCCCAAGAGGAAGUCCAACCUAUCAGGGCCACGACUUCCACUUUUAGAGCGAAGCCAGACUCCUACCGAGUUGUCUCAUCCGAAGAAUCUGAGGAUUCUGACAUACAUGAAGUGGAUGAAAUUUUAUAUGUCUCGGCGGAAAGUGAGUCAGAUCAUGAUGACCCUGCUAUGCAGGAAGACACUACAGUGAACCUACCUGGGGAUGCAUAUUUUGACCCCACUCUGAUAUGCCAUCCACGGUCUGGUGAGUGGCUUCCCAAUCAAAGGAUUGCGGAAUUUUUAGCUCUUCGAGCUAAUAAAUCUUUGGACCGUCCAUCCCGUAGCAAGCUAAAGGCGGAAUGCCCUCGUCCCUCUCUGCCUAAUAACGCUUCUGCUACUCCGGAAUUGGACCCUCUUCUAGCCAAAUUCCUGUUUAAAACGGGUAAAAAUCCGAAGAAAGGAGUGGACCGUAGUUUUAAGUCCUGUCAGGACAAAUUGAUGGACCUUCUUGGCCCACUCUCAAAAAUUUUGGAUAUGGCUGAUGAAGCGUCCAAUUCUAAUACUACUGUUGAUACUGAGACCCUUAAAGGUUGGAUUCAACGUGCCAUUUGUAUAUUCGGCAACGCUAACUCUGCGCUCUCCACUGAGAGAAAGAGAUCGAUACUCAUGAAAAUUGACCCACAACUUACCAACCUAGCCACUGCCGAACCGGUCAACCCCACAAACGGCAUGCUUUUUGGAGAUGAUUUCAUAAGAGAGCUUAACAAAUAUGUUGGGCUUUUUUCGUCUCUUAAUAAAGCUCAAGUAUCAAUGAAAAAAGUAUUCUCUAGUAGAAUUUUUGGGAGGGCCGGAAAAGGCCGGGGCCGAUUUUCCGGCCGGUCAUCCCACUAUAGAACUUAUAGAGGCCCCUACUCUCAACCACCCACACAAUUCACUGCCCCACCUACCACUCCCUCCCCAUUUUUCCCUUACAGGUCCAGACCUUGGCGUUCCAGAGGCCAAAGAGGUUAUCCCCGCUCAAGACCUCCCACAGUUCAACAAUGAGUGCUUCAUCUUCUCCUGUUACAACAUUUGUCAUCAAUGGAGUUCCUUAUUGCAUUCCGCUUGGUUUUCCUGUUCUACGAUUACCUGUUGAUGAUUGUUCCUGUUUUUUCUGACAUCUACUUCGCAAAGAAGAAGGAAGUUUACUAUAUGGCAGUUAUUGAUAUCACCUAUACUAUGUCCUGAUUGGAUGAUGCCUUGAUCAGCACUCUAGGUUGCAUCCUAGAUCUCAUACGUUUAUUUACACUUUAUAUAUAUAAAAAAUUUCUUUAAUUCAUCUACUACUUAUAUGCUGCUGAGUUUUAGUAAAGA